AUGAUAGACGCAGUAAAGGAGUAUUUAACGCCCAAGAGCUUUGGUUGGGUAGCCUACGUUUGUGUGAUAUUCCAUUUCCUUUUUGGACUCGCGCUAUUUGGUGUUGUUCUUGAAUUAAGAAACGGCGAGUUCGCCAAAUUUGGUUGCGCUGUUGACAAACAAAGUACCGCAGCUUAUAAAACUUCGGUUGAGAAAAGAUGUUAUUCAAGAUACGAACAGACUUAUAACACUAUUCUACCAUUGUACGGCUUUGUUUUACUAAGUGUUGCCUUCACAGUUCUUGUCAGUGUUAUUUAUGCAUGGAGAGUAAAGGAUCGUGUCGAGGAAGUCGACAGAACCUCGAACGAAAGUGGUGAACCAACCGUCGAUAGCGAACAAACGAGCCAAGAAUUUUAUGUUUUCUACUUCUAUUUCUUCCACCUUGUUGUCCGUUCCCUGUUUGGAAUUCUGUUCACUGUUCUGCAACAUACAGUAUUUUAUCCCCGUGGAUUUCACUUCGAAUUCAGUUGCAGUCUGCCAACACCAGAUGUAACAUUACGGAGAGGAAACAAUACGUUUAUUGGUAAGUCAAAUAAUACCUUAAUUGCAUGCGAGAAUUCAACUGCCUCAGAAAAGCAGUUAUGGAGCGUGAUUGUCUCUGUAUUAAACACUGCUUUUGCCUUGAUCAUCCUUGGGGAAGUGAUUUAUUUGUGGCGACAGUUUCCAACCCUCAACUGUCGUUCUGACGUAGGCUCGAGCAGCGACACUGAAUUUAUUACUGAACAUCUACUUCGUAAGCGAUAUGUGCGACUUCAACUUACAACCAUGGAUAGAACUCCCGAUAUUAAUAUUGCGGACAGCAGCACUCCAAAUAAUAACAUUGAGGACAGUAGCACUCCAGACAAUAGCAUUGCGGACAGUAGCACUCCAGAUAAUAUCAACUUUCAAGAUUGUACAAACUAUUACAAACAACAAGUUUUGAAUCCUUCUUAUGCACCUGACAUAUGUUAUAAAGAAAAAACCGAUUUGAAUGACAUGUAUACUGACGUUAUUAUUCACACUGGUCGAGCCCAAAACCACUUUUCGAAGGAAAUGGACAGACACGAGAUAUUUGAUGUUUACAAGAAAAUUCCUAAAUCAUCCAUACGUCUGGAAAAGAUUAAAGAUUUAUUUUAUCCCAACAAAGACACCAAAGGCAAUUCUCCUCGCUCCAUUCUGGCAGUCGGACGGCCGGGAAUAGGAAAAACUGUCUUAACCAAAAAAAUUAUCCGUGAUUGGGCAAAUGGAAUUGAUGAAUUUUAUCAUGAUAAGACUGUUUUCUUAUAUAAAUUUAGAUGGUUCAAUAUAAUUGAUGAAUUACAAAAUUUAUCUCUUAAGAAGUUUCUUCGUUAUGGAACAGGACUGAGUGAAGAAAAAUUUGAAAGUAUUUUUGAAGAAAUUUUGAAGGAACCCCCGAAAGCAAUUUUUAUAUUUGAUGGUUUGGAUGAGUUUGAUGGCGAUCUGACCAACUACUUGGACCAGUCACGUGGACUUCCAAAUGAUCCCAAUAUGUCUGGGAUGACUUUAUUCAUCAAACUGGCUUACGGCAACCUUCUACAAGGAGCAACUGUUCUGGUAACGAGCAGACCAACUGCAGAUCAUUUUUACUCAAGGCUCAAUUUUGAUCGAAACCUUGAGAUAAUUGGCUUCACUUCAGAUAAAAUUGAAGAAUAUGUCAGUAAAUUUUGUGACAACAUCGACAGACCUGACCUGAAACCAAGGAUCUGGAAUCACGUAUCGUCCUCGUCAGACCUUUUGAAUUUAUGCUACAUUCCUGUAAAUUGUUUUAUUGUUUGUGUCACCCUUUCUGGAUGUCUCAUUCAUCCAAGAAAUGACACCAGUGCUCUUCCAACAACACUGACUGAACUUUACCAGACAGCCAUAGAUCACUUUGCAGUCCACCACAACAAAAACAUGGACAAAACCUUUUCUGAACAAACGCUCAGAAAACUUCAGGAAUUCGCAUCCUAUGGUAUCAAACACAGGCAAUUGGUUUUCAACAAAGAAAGUUUUGAUGAACAAAUGAAAAUGUCUGGUUUAGUGAACAGUUUAUCUAAUCCAAUCUUCCCAGUUCAAACACAGUUUUGUUUCAUACACUUAACCAUACAAGAAUUUCUUGCAGCAAAGCAUGUGACCGAUACUCUACCACCAGACGAGAUAAAGAAGUUCAUUUCCACUCAUGGGAAAAGUGGUCAGUGGCAUUUAGUACUUCAGUUUAUUGCUGGAAUUUUAAGCAAAAAAAUGAAGAUGUCUAGCAGUGACUACUAUGACUGUGUUUCAGAUUUUACAAAAUGCUUAGAUUUACGUCCUGAUACAAAGGCAUAUGAAAUGGACCUUAGCAUUCAUCGUAAUAUGUUUGUAAUGAAAUGUUUAAGGGAACUGGAUGAUGAAGACAUUGUCAAGACUGUUUGCCAAAACACUGAUUUAAAUCUUGUUACAUACAUUAGUUAUAUUGGAGGUUUGGAGUCACUUUCAACAAGUGAAUGUGUGGCAAUCACGUUUGUUUGCAAACAUUUGAACAAUUUAAAAUGUUUAUAUUUAGCUAGUUCACUUACUGAAGAUGAUUGUUUUCUGGAAGUUAGCAAACUACUACAACAAAGCUGCUUAGAGGUACUGUCCUUCCGUAACAACAAAGGUAGUGACUUGGCAAAGGAACAAAUAACCAGUGCAUUGAUGAGACAAAAAUGUACAUUGAACCACGAACACGUUAAGCUUACUCACCUUCAUAUUGGCAUGACUGAAGAAUGUGUAUCAAACAUGUGUGCAUUUAUUAAAAACGGACAUGCAAGUCAUCUUCAGAGACUCAAACUUUCCUCAAACUUUUCAGAUACCGGUACUCGAUCUUCUAAAAUGUCCAAACUCUGUGAGGCUUUGAAUGAGGUACCUUGUCCAGAACUGACAUAUCUGGAUUUAGGCUCCACUUACAUAAGUGAUGAAGGUGUUGAUAUGUUAUGCAAUGCUCUAAUAAAAGGACGACUUUGUAAGCUAAAUAUGUUGAUAUUGAAAUCCUGUUCCUUGACAGAAAAAUCCAUGCAUUCCUUGUGCAAAGCUCUUUAUCAUGAACAUUGUAAACUGAGUCAAAUGAAUUUGUCACGUAAUGCAAUAGGUGAUGAAGGUGUAAAUAUAUUUUUUAAUGACGCUGUCAGAAGAGAUCAAUGUGAAGUUACUUAUUUGCAACUUGGUAGUUGUUCAUUGACAGUGAAUUGCAUACUUCCAUUGUGCAAGGCUUUGCAAGACAAACACUGUAAACUGACUUGGUUAUCAUUGUCAAAUAAUGCCAUUGGUGAUGAAGGUGUACGCAUGCUGUGCACAGAUGCUUUGAGAAGAGAACAAUGUAAGCUUACUCAAUUAGACCUUGAAAAUUGCAGUUUGACAGAUGAAUGUCUACCUCUUCUGUGCAAGACUCUGCAAGAUGGACACUGUAAGCUUAAUAAUCUCUCCCUAGGUGGAAAUAACUUUACUGAAGAAGGCAAGAAGAAUUUUCUUUGCAAUGUAGCGAGAACUGAAUGUUGUAAAUCUAGAGGUUUACAAAUUUAA
Messenger RNA from Paramuricea clavata, 3555 nucleotides. The record is from the annotation of a GenBank genome assembly. Lineage: Eukaryota; Metazoa; Cnidaria; Anthozoa; Malacalcyonacea; Plexauridae.